AUGUCUUCUUCCGCAGAGCUCGAUUCGCCAGGGACCGAGGGGCAUGACCUCGAGUUACAAAUCACCAAAGAGCAAGCCCCCCUCGAGCGACCCCAGAACCUGUUCCACGAAAUUCUGUUCGUGGCGGUCCUCUGCUCCUCCCAACUCAUGGCGCAAGCCGGGCUUGGCCAAGGCAUCGUGCCUCUGUACACCAUCGGCAACAGCUUCGGUAUACACAAUCCUGGCGAACUCAGCUGGUUUCCCGCCGCAUUUUCCCUUACUGUCGGGACCUUCAUUCUUAUUGCUGGUCGAUUCGGCGAUCUAUACGGCCACAAGAAGUUUGUCAUAGGGGGGUUUGCGUGGUUUGGUUUAUGGUCUCUGCUCGCCGGCUUCAGCGUGUAUUCCAAUGCUAUAUUCUUUGACUGCUGUCGUGCCUUCCAGGGAAUUGGCGCCGCUUUCCUGCUCCCAAACUCAAUUGCGAUUCUGGGUCGUGCGUAUAAGCCGGGGCUGAGGAAGGCCAUCAUCUUCAGUUUGUUUGGCGCUACUGCGCCUGCUGGCUUUGUCGUGGCAGGCGCGUUUUCGUCUCUAUUAGCCAAGUUCGCGUGGUGGCCGUGGGCCUAUUGGAUCUUGGCUAUUGUGCUGCUGCUUUAUGCUGUACUGGCGGUUGUUGUCAUUCCCUAUACGCCGCCUCCGGUGCUUGACAAUUCUGAGAGUACGUUUACGCGGGUCGAUGGGCUAGGAUCCAUCACUGGUGUUUCUGGUCUAGUAUUGAUAAACUUUGCAUGGAACCAGGCCCCCGUGGUGGGUUGGUCGAACCCCUACACCUAUAUUCUUCUCAUUGUAGGGUUCAUCUUCAUGGGGCUCUUCGCUUUCGUCGAGAUGCGGAUCGCCAAGUUCCCACUGGUCCCAUUGGAUGCUAUGUCUGCUGAUAUCGGAUUUCUGUUAACCUGUAUUGUUUUUGGGUGGGCCAGUUACAGCGUAUGGAUAUACUAUUUCUGGCAAUUUCUGCAGGAGUUACGACACGUCAGCCCCCUUCUCGCGAGCGCGCAAUUCACACCCGUUGUUGUGAGUGGGCUUUGUGCCGCUAUGGCUACGGGAUUUCUACUCGGCCGUGUAUCUGGGAGUGUCAUCAUGUUUAUUUCGUUGUGCUUCUUCACAGUCGGCCUUAUUCUGCUUGCGACAGCACCUGUUGAUCAGACGUACUGGGCGCAGACUUUUGUCUCGUUGAUAAUAAUGCCUUGGGGAAUGGAUAUGUCUUUCCCUGCCGCAACCUUGUUACUCAGUAACGCAAUGCCAAAAGAGCACCAAGGCGUCGCCGCGUCGUUGGUAAACACCCUUGUCAAUUACUCGAUUUCUAUAGCACUAGGAAUCGCGGGUACGAUUGAAGGGCAUGUGAAUGAUGGCGGAAGAGAUUUGUUGAAAGGGUAUCGAGGAGCUUGGUAUUUGGGAAUUGGGUUAAGCGGGUCGGGGGCCAUUAUUGCGGUCAUUUUCGGCCUCGAUACGUGGAGAAAAUCAAAGCGGAUUGUUGAACAUAGCAGCGAGGAAAAGGAGUCGUGAGCACUCUUACUCAGAUUAAUGACAGGCUUCGAAAAAUUUUAUUGUGCAGGGACCGUGACUAUGCCUGGUAUGGCAGUG
Messenger RNA from Amorphotheca resinae ATCC 22711, 1614 nucleotides. RefSeq lists its product as hypothetical. Gene Ontology annotation, biological process: transmembrane transport. Gene Ontology annotation, cellular component: membrane. Lineage: Eukaryota; Fungi; Ascomycota; Leotiomycetes; Helotiales; Amorphothecaceae. The record is from RefSeq and is a predicted model, not a curated record. The transcript is spliced from 3 exons. The coding region runs from base 1 to 1536 and encodes 511 amino acids. Gene Ontology annotation, molecular function: transmembrane transporter activity.